AUGAAAUACUCAAUCCUCGCUGUUUUCGCAACUCUUGUGUUCCCUCAUUUGGGAACUGCAGAGGAAGACAAACCCAAGAGCCCUAUCCUGAAUCUCAACAAAGAUUCCAACUUCAACUUCGACAUCCUCACUGGUCUCGCCCAAGCCCACAACGACGGCGCAGACAUCAAUCCCAUUCUGUCCGUCGCAAAAGAUAUUAUUCCCGGUGACUUUGCAAGCUACACCAAAGAAUGGUUCAAACUCGCAAACGAUACCAAGGCCCAAGCGCUUGAUCCCGAGAAUGCUCGUGACUCCGUCAAUGUCAGGGCUACGUGGUUCUCAGUUGCCAAUUACUUCCGAAGAGCCGAUGUCUAUAACCGAGCUGAUUGGGAUGACCCGAGAAUUAAUGAGUACUGGGACGAGCAGAGAGCAGCGUUCGAUAAGGCCAUCUCUGCCUUGCCUGUUCCUGCUGAAAGAAUCGAGAUACCAAGUGGCGAUUUUAAUGUUUCGGGAAUUUGGUACUCGCAGCCUCAUGCUGGCAAUCAUACCAAGAAGUCGCCAACAAUCAUUCUCACUCAAGGCUUUGAUGCUGCCCAAGAGGAUCUAUACUCUACCAUUGUCGUUCCUGCUUUGCACCGUGGCUAUAACGUCUUCUCCUUCGAAGGCCCAGGCCAGCCAACUCCUCGCAGAGAACAGGGUGUAGGCUUCAUCCCAGACUGGGAGCGAACUGCGACACCGGUUGUCGACUAUCUUCUCACAAAGAAAGCUGCAUUCGUAGAUACCGACAAGCUCAUCCUGUACGGCCAUUCAUUCGGUGGUUAUCUAGCAGCUCGCGCAGCAGCUUUCGAGCCCCGUCUCAAAGCCCUCAUGCUCAACGGCGGCGUUCUAGACGGCUACGACGCGUACGCCGCCUUCCUCCCUCCCAAGAUCCUUGCCCUCCUCGAAUCCGGUCAAAAAGAAGCCUUCGACAAAGCAAUGGACGACGUACUCGCGGAUCCUGAAGGCAGCACCGAUCUCAAGUGGGGUAUGCUCCAAGCCAAAUGGGCCUUCAAAACCACCUCCAUCUACGAGUUUUUCCAGCUGAUCAAGGAGUACUCUCUGAAGGACGGUCUGCUGGACCGUAUUCAGAUACCUGUUUGGAUUGCGGAUGGAGAGUUUGAGACGCUUAUGGCGGGACAGUCGCAGCGAGUCAAGGAUGGGUUGGGGGAUAGGGCCGAACUGCACUUUUUCAAUGGAACGGCUGGAUUCCAUUGUCAGACCGGUGCGCCGCAGGAGAUGGCAAGGGCUAUGUUUGCUUGGUUGAAUAAAACACUUGGCGCUUGA
Messenger RNA from Fusarium coffeatum, 1302 nucleotides. RefSeq lists its product as uncharacterized. The transcript has a single exon. Lineage: Eukaryota; Fungi; Ascomycota; Sordariomycetes; Hypocreales; Nectriaceae. The record is from RefSeq and is a predicted model, not a curated record. The coding region runs from base 1 to 1302 and encodes 433 amino acids.